CAAUUUGAUGUAUAUUAUAUAUACAUUGGAACAAAUAUAAUCUCAUAGUCCUACCCAUGCACAUUUCAAUAAUAAUAAAACAGUAAAUAUAAACUCGUAUAAUAGUCUGUUAUAACUCAUGUCACCAACCUAUCAAAAUAUCAAACAACAUUAUUAUUAUAAAUAUCAAAUUUAUACCUAUACAAUUUGUUUUAAUAUUUACCUUGUUACAUUUACUACUAUUUGAUUAGGUAUUAUAUUCAACAAAAACUGGAAUAAAGCUGAAUAAAUUACCAAAAACAGAACAAAAUGAGUAUUUUACUACUGAAUUUAUUUAUUUAAGAUAGGAAUGAGCCAAUCUCAUUUAAAAGUGUAAAACAUAAUAUAUAGUCCCCUUGGCCCCUAUUAUCUAAACAAAAGAACCUUAUAGAUUAUAAGUUACAUGUUGGUAUAGGUACCUACAAACUAUAAUUAUUUAAAUAUACAAAUUACUUAGCAACUGAUUUUAAUUUUUAAUUUAUCUGUAUAUGAACAUUUUUUUUUUUUAUACAACAUGAACAAAUGCGAUUGUAAAAAUCAAAUUUGUAUUCACCAUAAUGUUUAUGUACAACCACCAAGAGGUAAAUCAUAUGCAAAACAUGGAACUUAUAUUCGUCCAGAUAUUCCUAUGCAGUAUAAAACUGAACAAAAAUUAUCUUAUAAGAAUUACCCCAUUAAUGAAUUUAUAAAGAUAAAUUCAUCUUCAAAAAGUAACUGCGUAGAAGAUAGUUUAAAGUUUGGUUUUCAAUAUCCAUCAGAAACUAUUCAACAAUCCAGUUACAAAAAAUGGAGGAUUUCAGAUGAGUUGGAUAUUAAAAAACCAAGAGACUGUUCUGAUUUGAUUGGACGUGGUGCUAUAAACUUAAAUACUACUAAACAAUUUGAUUUUCAAAGAAAAAACAUUACUCCUCAAAGUAAACACUAUGAAAAACCUUGCAGUGUUUUUAAGUCAAAUAUCCCAACUGAUAUUCAAUCUACAGUUUAUCAAACAUCUUAUAAGGAUUCUAAAAUGGAAAAAAGGAAUAUUGACAUUUACAAACCUAAAAGUACUUACAUUACCCCAACAAAAAAAAUGGAAACAAUGACAACAAAUAAUAUAAAUUAUAAAAAUUGGAUCAGAAAUUCAAAUAAUUCAAAUAUUAAGACUAAUUACGAUUGCCAAACAACAAAAAAACCAAUAGAUCAUCAAACGACAUACAAUUAUUACUACACUGAACCAGGAACAUAUACAAAAGAAGUUACAUUUUCAUCAAAUGAUGAUUUAUGUAUUAAAGAGUGUUGUGAUUAAAAAUGGAUUAAUAAAUAUUCUACCACAUUUAAGUUUAAUUAUAUUAAUUAAUAAUGGAUAGAGGCCAAAAGUACAGAAUAAGUUAAUAUAUAGAGGUUUUAAUAAAAUUUAAUUAUAUAGCAGUAAUCAUACAUUGGGCUAGAAGCUUGUUGAAAGAUUCAUGAGGUAGGUGCAUUAAAUGGUCAACAAUAUGAGCCAUGUUGCCGUGAUCGUUGUUCUUCUCGAACUAACUCAGAUGAUUUCUGUUUAAAAAAAAUAACAACUCAAACACCUUAAAACUAUGGACUAAUAGACAAAAUGUAUGCAUUAUAAUUAAGAUCAGCAGUUAAGUGAAAAUCUAGGUGUUUUUUCUGAUAAGAAUAGAUAAUUAUAUAUUAGAACUAAUUAUCAAAUAUUUGUGAUUGAUUAUUUUAUUGAAAAUAACCAAAAUUUACAAAGUUUUGUAAAUUAACCGUUUUUUUAGAAAAAUUGUAUGUAACAAUUCUAUCAUAGCAUUACAAAUAUAGAACAAGUUAUUUUUUAAUAUUUUCAAUUUUUGU
Molecule: messenger RNA, 1845 nt
Organism: Myzus persicae (green peach aphid)
Lineage: Eukaryota; Metazoa; Arthropoda; Insecta; Hemiptera; Aphididae
Exons: 2
Coding region: 533-1306 (257 amino acids)
Source: RefSeq, a predicted model, not a curated record